Messenger RNA from Aspergillus udagawae, 1338 nucleotides. Its product is annotated as sugar porter family MFS transporter. Gene Ontology annotation, cellular component: membrane. Lineage: Eukaryota; Fungi; Ascomycota; Eurotiomycetes; Eurotiales; Aspergillaceae. Gene Ontology annotation, molecular function: carbohydrate:proton symporter activity. Gene Ontology annotation, biological process: carbohydrate transport; transmembrane transport. Bases 1 to 1338 code for a protein of 445 amino acids. The record is from RefSeq and is a predicted model, not a curated record. The transcript has 9 exons.
AUGACUGGGUCUAUGGACAAUACUCCCAAAGGGGGGUUUUCCCUCAUCUAUCAGAAUCCCUAUCUUCUUGGGGUCGCAUCAUUCUCAACUCUCGGUGGGUUGCUCUUUGGCUAUGACCAAGGUGUUAUUUCCGGGGUUAUUACCAUGGAGUCGUUCGGGGCCCGCUUCCCUCGUAUCUACACAGAUAGCAGCUUCAAAGGAUGGUUCGUGUCUACGCUCCUUCUUGCUGCCUGGUUUGGCUCCCUCAUCAACGGACCCAUUGCCGACAGACUUGGACGCAAGCUAUCAAUCAACCUAGCAGUUGUAAUUUUUGUCAUUGGUUCGGCCAUUCAAUGCGGCGCAGUGACCAUCCCGAUGCUUUUUGCCGGGAGAGCUAUCGCAGGUCUGGCAGUUGGUCAGCUGACCAUGGUGGUGCCUCUGUACAUUUCAGAGGUUUCUGUUGCCGAAAUUCGAGGUAGUCUUGUCGUCAUUCAACAACUCUCUAUAACCAUUGGUAUUCUGGUCAGUUAUUGGAUCAACUAUGGCACAAACUACAUCGGAGGGUCACGCUGCGCCCCGGAUGUUCCUUUCAGCAAUGGUUCCAAAUUUGAUCCCUAUCGCGAUGUGCCAUCGGGCGGCUGUGACGGACAGUCUGAAGCGUCCUGGAGAUUACCCUUGGCUCUUCAGAUCGUCCCAGCCAUGAUCCUCGGGCUGGGCAUGUUUUUCUUCCCUGACACUCCGCGAUGGCUAAUGAUGAAGGAGCGAUACGAUGACGCGUUGAGGUCACUGUCCAAACUGAGACGGAAAGACAGGGACUGCCCGGAACUCGUUAAUGAAUACCUGGAAAUCAAAGCUUCAAUUUUGUUGGAGAACACCUUUUCGCGAGAACAUUUUCCGAACAUGUCUGGCCUUCGAUUGCAUGCUGCUCAGUACCUCUCAUUCCUGACCACAUGGGCCCGGUUCAAGCGGCUGGCAAUCGGAUGCUCCGUCAUGUUCUUUCAGCAGUUCAUGGGCUGCAAUGCCAUGAUUUACUACGCCCCUACGAUCUUUGGGCAACUUGGACUGGACGGUAACACGACCUCACUCCUCGCUACCGGCGUCUAUGGAAUCGUGAACUGCCUCAGCACUCUUCCAGCACUUUUCUUGAUCGACAAGGUUGGCCGUCGUCCUUUGUUGAUGACUGGGGCCACGGGCACCUGCAUUUCCCUGGCAAUCGUAGGCGGCAUUAUCGGCGCCUAUGGAUCAGACUUGGUCAAUCACAAAUCCGCUGGGUGGGCGGGGAUUGCCUUUAUCUAUAUCUACGAUAUCAACUUUUCAUACUCUUUCGGUCUGUGUGCCCUCAUCUCGUCACCUAUCUGA